Plodia interpunctella (Indianmeal moth) is the source of this 2626-nucleotide messenger RNA. It is a transcript of the gene Noc3, whose product is annotated as Nucleolar complex protein 3. NCBI's taxonomy places the organism in Eukaryota, Metazoa, Arthropoda, Insecta, Lepidoptera, Pyralidae. Gene Ontology annotation, cellular component: nucleolus. The transcript is spliced from 13 exons. Bases 147 to 2597 code for a protein of 816 amino acids. Gene Ontology annotation, molecular function: chromatin binding. Gene Ontology annotation, biological process: DNA replication initiation. The record is from RefSeq and is a predicted model, not a curated record.
AAUGUCAACGUCAAACAGUAUACAUAUCUCUGAGUUAUAGAAGUGCGUGUUUUGGUUGGAUUUUAUCCACGUUGUUUUUAUUUAUUUUUGUGAAUAUUACUAGAUAUUUUUUGUAGUCAUUACUAACAGAAUAAUAAUAUAUAAAAAUGGCUAAAAAAGGCAAAGCUAAGAUCAGCAAAGUGAAGAGGAACAACCAGACGACAAAUAAAAUGAAAAAGCAAGGAAAAUUGAAGCUACAGAGGCAUAGAACAAAAGUUCAACAACAAAAGCAACCAACACAGCACAAGCAAGUGGAAUAUAGUAGUGAGAGCGAAUCAGCGUCAGGAGACGAGUGGGCGGACAUGUUGGAUGAUGAGGAACAGAAUUACAUCAUGAAAAGGAUAGCAACACAGCCGCAGUUGUUGUCCAAUGUGCCGGAAGAAGACAAAAAGAACAAAUCGAGAAAAAGAAGAAGGGAGGACAAGGGCAAGAUGCCUAAACUAGUCAAGACCCCUGGGAGUGAUAGCGGAGCUGAAUCUAAUUCUGAUGCCAGCAUUAAAUCUGAUGACGAAUUGAGUAUGGAAUCUGAAGACUCGGGGAGUGAACUUGAGGAAAAAUUUGAGCAGGAGUUAGCGGAGAGACCGGUGAAAAAAAUUCGCCCAUUGCUACCUAUUAAGACUAAAGAAGGUGUGAUGGAGAGGACUGAGGAAGUGGAAGAAUCUGAAUCAGAAGAGGAGCCUCCAGCAAAACAGAAGAAGACCAGUCAAACAAAUACAGAGCAAGCUGACUCAGAAUCCGACUCGGGUAUGGAAGGUACAGCAGAUGAGUCUCCGGAAGCCGGGGAGGGAGGGGAGAUGGUGACUGCGGUACAGCUCUUAACAGAGAGGAGGGAUAAACUGCAACGGGAUAAGUUGAGGAUCGGUGCACUGUGCUCGUCGUUGUUGGAACAGCCUGAGAAGAAGCUGAAAAAUCUAUAUCCAAUCCUGUAUUUAAUGGAGGACCGGCUCAAAGAUGGGCAACUCAACCUGGCGUCAGUCCGCAAGCUGGCAACACUGUCGGCCUGCGAGGUGUUCAAGGAUGUAUUGCCAGACUACAUGAUCCGGCAUCAGGACUAUUCCAACAUCAAGUUAAAAAAGGACACUCUGGCCCUGUACAAAUACGAGAAGGAACUAUUGGAGUUCUAUAAGCGUUAUCUACAACGGUUGGAGAAAGCUGCCAUCGUGCUGAGGAGGAAGAAGGGAGACACCAGAAAAUUAGAUGGCUCCACAAGCAGCAUAGCGCACAUAUCCCUCCGUUGCAUGUGUGACCUGCUCACGUCCAGGCCGCACUUCAACUAUGCCACGAACAUAGCCCAGAGUGUGAUACCUUACCUGGAUUGUGAACCAAGUGCUUCAGAAUUGGUCACCGACGCUUGCAGGAAAGUCUUCGCUGACGAUAACAAGGGGGACAUAACUUUAGUGAUCGUCCGACUAAUCAACCAACUAGUGAAACGACGAGGUGAGCGUCUGAAGCCGUCCGCGCUGGACUGUUUGCUGUCGCUCAAAAUAACCGACAUUGACUUGGACGAGCAGGCGGACAUACAGCACAAGAAGAAGCAGGAGGAGAAGAAGAAGAAGCGUAUUGUUAAUCUGUCCAAAAAGGAGAAAAAGCGUCAAAAGAAACUAAAAGAAGUGGAACGCGAGCUGCUUGAGACGGAGGCGCACGAGAGCGAGAUGGCGCGCAAGAAACAGCUGACGGAAGUGACGAAGACAGUGUUCCACAUCUACUUCCGGUUGCUGAAGAGCGCGCCCCAAUCUGCUCUGUUGGCGGCUGCGUUGCAGGGCAUCACCAAAUUCACCCACAUAAUAAACCUGGAAUACUACUCUGACCUGGUGUCGAUCCUGUCCCGAAUGCUGCAGAGCGCGAGCGCAGCGCGCACGUCGCGCUUGCGCUGCGCGCGCGCAGCCCUCGCUGUGCUCAGCGGCGCGGGCGACGCGCUCAACGUGGACCCGGCCAACUUCCACAACUAUCUGUAUGCUAACGCCCUCGAUGUCCACGCUGGUAUAACGCACACAGACGCUCGUCUGGUGAUCGAAGCGAUCGCGCAGAUAUGUUCGCGAGCGCGGCGCGUGUCCGCGAACGUGUUGCAGGCGUUCGGCAAACGAUUGGCCGAGCUGUCUCUGCAGCUGCAGCCGAAUGGCGCUCUGGCGUGUCUCGUCUUGUUGCACAACUUAAUACAGCAAAGUAAACCAGUAUCGUCGCUGCUAGAGCCGGACCCGGACAGCGGGUGUGGGCGGUAUGAUGCGCAGCUCACGUCCCCGGAGCACUGCGGCGCGGACAGCGCCUCGCUCGCCGAGUUGUCUGCGCUGCGCCGCCACCUGCACCCCGCCGUCAGGAGCGCCGCCACAGCGCUACAUGAACGGAACUUGCCAACGGAGUUUUGUAAGAUGACACCAACAAAAAUAUUCGACGUUUAUGAUGGCUCCCAAAUGGCGUUUAAACCUGCAGUACCGCCUCCAAAGAUGGUGGAACAGAAGACUAAGAAACCCGCCCACGCCCACUGCUGGGCACAGAGCGACCUGAAGUUAUUGUGCGAGAAUGUUGAGAAAAGUGUUGAUUUAAAUAUCAGUGUUGGGUGAUGACAGAUUAAAUAAAAUAUUACACAUAA